Molecule: messenger RNA, 2172 nt
Organism: Dictyostelium purpureum
Lineage: Eukaryota; Evosea; Eumycetozoa; Dictyosteliales; Dictyosteliaceae
Exons: 8
Coding region: 1-2172 (723 amino acids)
Biological process (GO): protein polyubiquitination
Molecular function (GO): ubiquitin protein ligase activity
Source: RefSeq, a predicted model, not a curated record
AUGAGUUUUGAAAAUUCAAACAAUAACAAUAGCAGUAAUAGCAUUGGUAAUAGUAAAUCAAAUGACACAGUAGAAAAAGAAAAAGAAAGAUUAAGAUUUAUAAUCAGUCAAUACUUUCAACAAAUUACAAAAGGAUGUGGUGAAAAAAUUAGUCAUCAUUCAGAAUAUUGUUGUCACAAUCCAAAUUUUCAAAAAAUUUUAGAUCCAACCCAAGCAGCUAUGAAGUCAUUAAAAUUAGGUAAAGAUUAUCAAGAAAAGUAUCUUUGUAGUUAUUUAUAUUCAUCUACAGCCGAAAAACUUAUUAUCACCAAUAGAUAUAUGAAAACAUUAGUAGAUUUAUCAUCAAAUGCAAAAAACUAUUCAAAUAUUGUGGAUUUUAUUGUUAAUUAUUUUUCAACACCAUCAUCAAUCAUUACCUCAUUUAAAUCAGAAAAAAAGCAAGACUAUGACGAUGAAACUUAUUUCGAAGGAUUAGAUAUAAACGAUAUAAAUCAAAUUUUUUCAUUAUUAACAGGUUUGAAUAAUAAAAAAGUAGACGAGUCAUUAAAAAGUGCUACAAGACUAUUAAGUAAUAAUUUAAAAUAUAACUCAGUUUCAUACAAAGAAAAAGAACAACUUAAACCAUUGGUUUUUCUUUUAGCAAACGAUUUUAUUCACGAUUUAGAUAAUAGAACAAUUUUAUCAAAUGUUUUUGUUGCAUUUUCUUUAUUACAAGAUCCAAUGAAAGAUGUUAUAAUCAAAUGGUAUAAUAGUUUAUCUAAAGAGUAUUUUAUUAAAACAAUUAUAAAUUAUGAGCAAUUUAUUUCAGUUAGAAUUAUGAGUGAUGAAGUCGAUUUACAUAAAGAUCCAGCUAUUAAAGGUGCAUGUAGUGCAUUACAACUUUUAAGUAAAAUAAAUGAUUUAAAAAGAUAUGUACCAUUUACAGAUUUUUAUAAUGAUGCAAUCAAUGAAGAUUUAGAUUUAUUCAAAGAUUUUAAUCAAGCAAAUCAUUCAUUCACAUAUGCAAAUUUUCCAUGUGUUUUAAAUACAAUUACUAAAGGUCAAUAUUUACAAAUUGAACAUGCACUCUCUCAAAAUAAUCAUAGAACCGAUUUUGGUAGAUUGGGUUUAACAUCAGCUUUAGAUUUCUUAAUUUUUAAAAUACGAAGAGAAUCAAUUAUUACAGAUACAUUAGAUAGAAUUGCAGAGCUCAGACAUGGUAAAAACGAGUUUAAAAAAGAAUUAAAAGUACAUUUUAUAGGCGAAGAAGGUAUCGAUGAAGGUGGUGUAAAAAGAGAGUUUUUCCAAUUAAUUGUUAGAAGAAUUUUUGACCCCGAAUAUGGCAUGUUUAAAUAUAAUAAUGAAACAAGAUGUUUUUGGUUUAAUCCCGAUUCUGAAGAUUUAACAGAAUUUCAAUUAAUUGGUAUAUUAUUAGGUUUAGCAUUAUAUAAUAAUAUUAUUUUAGAUGUUCAUUUCCCACUAGUUAUAUUCAAGAAAUUAUUAAAUUUACCACUUUCUCUUGAAGAUAUUGAAUCUUUAGAUCCAACAUUGUUUUCAAGUUUAAUGAAUGUUAAAACUACAACCGAAGAGGUAGAAUAUUGGUCAUUAUAUUUUAGUGUCGAUUAUGAAAGCUUUGGUCAAACUAAAACAUUUAAUUUAAAGAAGGAUGGUAAAGAUAUUCCAGUGACAAAUGAAAAUAGAGAAGAGUAUCUUCAAUUAUAUGUAGAUUAUUUAUUAAAUAAAUCAAUCAGUAGUCAAUUUAAAGCAUUUUAUAUAGGUUUUAAACUUGUUUGCGACUCAACCAUUUUAAACAUUUUAAAACCUGAAGAAUUAAGCAAUUUGGUAUGUGGUGUCGAAGAUUUAAAUUUCGAUGAGUUAGAAUUAUUUGCAACUUAUGAAGGUGGUUAUACUAAAGAUGAUACAACUAUAAAAAAUUUUUGGAAGGUUUUACAUAGUUUAUCAGAUGAAGAUAAAAAGAGAUUUUUAACUUUUGUAACCGGUGGAGAUAGAGUGCCAUAUGGUGGAUUAGGUAAAAUGGAAUUUACUAUUACCAAGACCGCUGAUAGUGAUAGACUACCAUCUGCUCAUACAUGUUUUAAUACUCUUAUUUUACCAGCAUAUCCGGGUAUAGAUAAAUUAAGAGAUUUAUUAACCAAGGCUAUUACUCAUUAUGAAGGUUUUGGUUUGAAAUAA